AUGGAGAAGGAAAAGCCCCAGAGAUCCCUCAUGAGGAGCGGCUGCAAACCCAGCCUAGGGAGCUGUGAGGAGGAAAGAGCCCCCCUGACCCAGGAAGGCAGCCAGAGAUCCAGUCAGAGCUCAGAGCUGGUGGAGAACCCUCAGGCUGGAGAGAGGCCACACAAGUGCUUGGAAUGUGGGAAGGGUUUCAGGUACAGCUCCCAUCUGAGGCAGCACCAGGUGAUCCACAGUGGGGAAAAGCCCUACAAGUGUGGUGAAUGUGGGAAGGGCUUCAGCAAGAGCUGCAACCUCAUCAGCCACAGCAAGAUCCACACUGGGGAACGGCCCCACACCUGCCAGGAAUGUGGGAAGAGAUUCGUGCGGAGCUCCGGCCUGAAGGAACACCAGAUGCUGCACUCUGGGGAGAGGCCCUUCGAGUGUCCUCAGUGUGGGAAGAAGUUUCUGAGGCCAUCCCGCCUCCUCCUGCAUCAGCGCAUUCACAGGGAGGAGAGGCCCUUGUGCUGCCCCGACUGUGGGAAGGGCUUCAAGCGCAGCUCCACCCUCCUGAACCGGUGCCUCCGCACUGGGGAGAGGCCCUGGGAGUGCCCCAGGUGUGGGAAGAGCUUGGUGCGCUGCUCCAGCUCCCCUCCCCAUGGAGCAUCCACGUUGGAUGAUCCCCUGUGA
This is a messenger RNA of Melospiza georgiana, 663 nucleotides long. RefSeq names its product gastrula zinc finger protein XlCGF49.1-like. The record is from RefSeq and is a predicted model, not a curated record. The coding region runs from base 1 to 663 and encodes 220 amino acids. Lineage: Eukaryota; Metazoa; Chordata; Aves; Passeriformes; Passerellidae. Gene Ontology annotation, cellular component: nucleus. The transcript has a single exon.